AUGUCCGAACUGGAGGCUGUGCCCAUGCCGGUGCCAAGGGGACGCCGUAGGGGUGGCAGGCCGCCGUCGCCGAGCGAGCUGCCCGUGCCCACAGAGAAGCCGUCGCCCACUUCGUUGGCCGUGGUCAGCGCGGUUCGCACGCUGACCCACACGCGCACAGCCACACACUCGCGGACAGAAGAGGCGCCUACAAGAGAAAGCAGAAUGAGCGCCAGAUAUCCUGCUUCAGCGGCUCUUUCAUCGCAGAUGAUGAGCAGCAGCGCAAUCACCGGGUCGCCUACGGAUAUGCCAGUGCCAACAGAGAUGCCCUCACCAGCGCGGCCCAGUGAGGACCUCGAGGCCACGAUCACGUUGUCCGAAACUAUUCUGCCAACACAGACAGCACUCGCACCACAGUUCCAGGCGCCAGAGUCACAGGUGAUGAUGAGCAGCAGCGCGCCGCCGGAUUCACCAACGGAGAUGCCGGUCCCCACAGAAAUGCCAUCGCCGACGUCCCCCGGCGGUGACGACGAGGACACCCUGUUGACUGAGACAGCCCUUCCGCCUACGAGCACUUUGGGCGCCCCCACCCUGGAGGCGACUCUGGAGGUGCCAACCAUGACGCGAAGGAGCAUUCCACACGGCCUUAUGGAUGUGUCAGCUUCUCAACAGAUGGCGAGCAGCAGUGCCAUGCAGGGUUCACCCACGGAAAUGCCGGUGCCGACCGAAGUUCCAUCGCCCACCUCGCCGCACGGGCCACAGCAGGAGGAGGCGGAUACGAUCGUUGCGGACACAGCGCCCCCGCCCACGAAGACGCUGGUGGCCCCGGCCUUCGAGGCUGCUUUGGAGUCGGCGGCCCUGUCUGCUCAGAUGGAUGUUCCGGGACCUGAAGAAUCAGCUGUGGCUGGGAGCGCCGCGAUGUCUGACUCUGGUCCUCUGCCACGAUCACCAACUGACAUGCCAGUGCCAACGGAUGUUCCCUCUCCGACGUCUGCGGCUGGGGAGGCGGCGCACAUCGCAGAGACAGAUGAGGAAGAGGCCGAGCCGCCGGUGGCACCAACCCUGGCACCAGCCCUUGUGGAAGAAGCGCCGCCCGAUGCAGACUUCCCGCCGCCCAUGCCGGAGUCUGCGCCCAUGUCGUCGUCUGCUGUUGGGUCGUCUCCGUCGGAGCUGCCAGUACCUGUGGCAGACUCCGAGGACGAGGCGGCUGCAAGGCCGCGAGCCUCGCCCACAGAGGUGGCUAUCAUGGUCCCGACUGAGAUGCCUUCGCCCACUUCGCCCCACUUUGCCAGGGCGGUGCCAGAGGUGGUUCGCGCCCCUUCUGCACUACCGCAGGAGUUUUCCUCAGCCGCUGCGAUGUCAUCCUCCGCUGCGACGCAGUCUCCCAGCGAGCUGCCGGUGCCAACGGAGCGACCGUCUCCAACCGAGCCACCCGUGCCGCAGAUGAAGGCCAAGCUGCCUCCAGUGGCUCUUGAGUCGGCAAUGCUUGGUUCGUCUGCGGCCAUGGCAAGCUCGGCGCUCUCUUCCGGUGCAGUGCAGUCGCCUACAGAGAUGCCAGUGCCCACGGACGUGCCUUCACCGACGACCCCAUGUGAAGACGAAGGUGAGACCGUCACGGCACCGACCAUGCCGACGGUCCAGAGCAGUGCGGAGAGGACUGCAACAGCGGGCUCCCAUCCAACCGCCCUGUCUUCGCCUGUGGAUCUACCGGUGCCGACGGCGAGGCCAUCGCCAACCUCCAUGGGCUCUGCUGCCGACGAGGAAGAGGCCAUUGUCGGGCCACUUCCCAAGGCAACCGUGGGACAUGAGCCACCAGAACCUGGGGUCUCUGCUGUCGUUGAAUCUCCUGCAGAAACCUCGCCCACAGAGGAGGCUGCCCGGGUGGAGAUCGAGGUCCCAGAGGCCCGGCCUGUGCCCACGCUCCAGGAGACGUCGCCGGCAGACGUCCCGGUUCCCACCCGACGGCCAUCCCCAACAUCCUUCAACGAGCCAUGUGACGACGAGGAGGUGGCCUCAGCCCCUCUGAUGGAAUCGGCACCUCCCGAGGAGCCCACGCCCACCGAGCUUCCGGUGCCAACGGAGCGGAGUGGCACAGAAAGGUCUGAGAGGAAGCGUGCUGUGGAGCAGCUGUCCGAGGUGGAGGAGCUCCUGCCGCCCAUAGACAUUCAGUCCAGCGCGAAACGCCGGCAGAAGGCGCAGCCACGGGCCCCGUCUCCGAGCGAGCUGCCGGUGCCAACGGACAAGCCGUCACCCACUAGUCCGGCAGCUUUGCCAACCGUCACAGCGCAGCGUGAAGCAACGGCGACACUGACAGCCACCAGAGAAGACGAGGUGCCGACCAGGGUUACGCAAAGAAGCGCCAGGCUCGAGGCCUCCGUGUCAGCGCUGGUCAGCAGCAGUGCCAUGCGGGAGUCUCCCACGGAGAUGCCGGUGCCCACCGAAGUGCCAUCGCCGACCUCACCGGCUGAUGAGGUGGCCACGCUGGUGACUGACUCAGCCUUACCGCCCACUCGGACUGUGUUGCAGCCCGGCAUGGAGGUGUCGGCAUCGCAGAUGAUGGCCAGCAGCAGCGUCCACGAAGAGUCCCCGACGGAGAUGCCAGUGCCAACAGAGAUGCCAUCACCGACGUCGCCUGGUGGUGACGAAGACGAGGCUGAGACCUUGGUGACAGAGUCAGCCUUGCCGCCAACGCAGACUCAGACUCUCCAACUGCCAUCGCUCGAGGUUCCCACGCGAGCGACCCCGAGACGCACUACACAGGUCGAAGUCGAAGCCCUUCCGCUGUCGGGGAUGAUGAGCGACAGCGUGCCUGAAGCCUCCCCGACGGAGAUGCCGGUUCCGACGGAAGUGCCCUCUCCGACAUCUCCGCGUGACGAUGGGGAUGAGGCCGAGACACUGGUGACGGACACUGCUCUUCCGCCAACGGCGGUUCCUGUGGCUCCGGUGCUUGAGGCGGUGCAGGACUCCGCGGUGUCAGAGAUGGACAUGGACGUGCCGCCACAGUCGGCAGUGAUGGGCAGCGCUGCUAUGUCCGAUUCAGGCCCAAUACCGCGCUCGCCUUCAGAUAUGCCAGUUCCAACAGACGUUCCCUCCCCGACGUCAGCAGGCGAAGAUGUUGCACCGACAGAGGACGAGGAGGACGCCGAGCCGCUUGUUCCCCCACCCGCAGCUCCAGCGGCACCGGUCGAAGAAGCGCCACCGGAGGCCGACUUCCCUCCACCGAUGCCGGAGUCAGCGCCCAUGUCCGCGUCGCACGUGUCAUCGCCCUCUGAGCUGCCCGUUGAGGAACAGAUACCCGCGAAGUCGGCGAAGAUUCAGGCAUCGGCGCCAGUGGUCUCUUCCUCCGCGGCGCCUCGCUCACCGAGUGAACUGCCUGUGCCCACGGACAAGCCGUCACCGACGUCCCCUGCAGUUCGACCAGACCUCCGGGCUGUAGGAGCUGCCGCAGGAGCUCUGGGAAUGCUGGAGGUUCCCCUGUCACCGACUUCCCCGGCCUUUGAGGCGGCACCCCUUGAAGACGAGGAGCUGGAGGUUCCGGAGAUGCGCCCUAUUCCUACGGUGCAGGAGACCUCGCCGGCAGACCCAGCUGUUCCGGAUGAGGAGGAGGUUGCUUCGGCGCCACCGGUGGAUUCAGCACCCGCGGAGCCAACCCCCACGGAGCUUCCAGUGCCUGAGCCAAUGACGGCAGUUGAGGCACCGAUGAGGAAGCGCGCUGCGGAAGACUCCGAGCCGGAGACCUUUCCACCGCCCUUGGCCGUGCCGACGCGGCCGACAAAGAAGCAGGCGGCCUCACCCAGCGAGCUGCCGGUGCCCACGGAGAGGCCUUCGCCCACAUCUUUGGCGGCUGCUCUCACGGUGACGGUGGCGCCAAGGGAGCAAACUGCCACUGCGACGCUGACCAGGGAAGAGGAGGAAGAGGUCCCUACACGCGUCACCAGCAGGCAAGGUGGCAGAGUCCAGGCCUCAUCCUCGAUGCAGAUGGUGAGCAGCAGCGCGGCACAGCAGUCACCCACGGAGAUGCCUGUGCCCACGGAAGUGCCAACACCCACCUCGCCCUGGGGUGACGAAGAGGAGGCCGAGACAGUCGUGGCAGCCACGGCUUUGCCGCCGACGCAGACCCUGGCCGAACCGGCGCCGGAGGCUGCCCUAGAUUCGGCUGUACUCUCAGCCCAGAUGGAGCUAGACGUCCCUGCGCCACAGGAGUCCGCGGUCGUGGAGAGCGCUGCCAUGUCAGAGUCGGCUCCCGAACCGCGGUCUCCCACAGACAUGCCGGUGCCCACAGAUGUGCCGUCCCCGACGUCCUUUGCCGGCGAGGAGCGCACCGUCAUGGAAGAGGCAGCGACCACCGCGCCACCACCCACGGCACCCCCUGUGGCACUGGUGGAGGAAGCGCCUCCAGAUGCCGACUUCCCUCCACCAAUGCCCGAGUCAGCGCCCAUGUCAUCGUCUAUGGUGGCAUCCUCGCCAUCUGAGCUCCCUGUGCCAAUGCUCCCGGACGAGGCUCUGAGGCCGAUUCCCCCACCGCAGGCGACUUCUGCGCAGAUGGUAAGCGCCUCAGGCCCCAUCGCAUCCUCCUCGGCGGCCGCGCACUCACCCAGCGAGCUGCCUGUGCCAACAGACAAACCCUCGCCCACGUCGCCUGUGGUGCGGCCGGAGCCGAUGCUGGCCACCGCGCCGCAGUCUGCGAAGCCUGUGGAGGCUUCUGCGCCAAUCGUGUCAUCUUCAGCUGUCCCUGGUUCGCCCUCUGAGCUGCCAGUGCCUACCGACAAGCCGUCGCCGACGUCUCCGGCAGCACGGCCGGCGCUGCUGUUGCAGCCAGCAGCCGUGCCACAUUCGUCCGAGGCGCCAGAGUCAGCUGCGGCAAAAGCCUCGGCAUCAGCUGUGAUGGACUCGGCGGCACUCUCGUCCGGGCAGCUCGAGUCGCCCACGGAGAUGCCGGUUCCAACGGACGUGCCGUCUCCAACCACUCCAUGUGAGGACGAAGGUGAGACUGUCACGGUGCCGACAGUCGUCCCAACAGCUUAUACACCCACGCGCACGGUCCCAGAGGCAACGGUUCCCACUGCCGAAACCUUGACGCGCACGUUCGUGGAGGUAGCGCCCACGCUUGACACACCCACACAGUCGCGGACUGUGCCUCGAACGUCGCGUGCGGGACCGCGGACAGUGCGGACAGCAACCUCCACGGUGCCUCGCACGCUGCGGCCAUGGGCGGCGCGAGAGCCGCGGGAGGCGCCGACCGAGUUGCCCAUUGAGGUCCCAGCUGCGGUACCAUCACCGACAUCUCCGGCGCAGGGGCACCUGCCGGAAGUGGACGAGGUUCCUUUGGGGCCACCCAUCGUCGCAGCGCCACGCGGGCCAGUGGAGGAAGUCCCGCCAGAGCCGCCGGUGCCGCCGGAGCUUCCGCUGCCCCCGCCGAUGCAGGUCUUAUCGCAACCGAGGUCACCCACAGCACCUGAGAUGCAGGUGCCCACAGAUGUGCCGUCGCCAACCUCCCCAGCAGUCAGCUCCCCGCCGGUCGAGGACGAUGCAGAAUUGGAGGUGCCGGAGCGGCCAGCGCCUACGCUUCAGGAGACAUCACCCGCAGAGCUUCCUGUCCUGGAGGAUGAGGUGCUGCGUGGCUCAGCGCCUCCGGGCGUCUCUGUCUCGGGACCUGGUGUGUCGUCCUCCGCUGCACCGCGGUCACCGAGUGAGCUGCCCGUGCCCACGGACAAGCCCUCGCCGACAUCUUUGGCGGUGCAGCUGGAGCCACAAGUGGGCUCAGCCGUCGCGCCACAAUCCUCGGAUGCAGCCGCCGAAUCUGCCUUGCCGAAGGUGUCCGCAUCCGCUCUCGACAGCUCAGCUAUGAUGUCCUCCGGGCCGCCCGAGUCGCCAACGGAGAUGCCCGUGCCAACGGACGUGCCGUCUCCCACGACUCCGCGCGAGGAUGAAGGCGAAACCAUCACAGCACCCACGGUCGUCCCUACAGUGCAGACGCCCACGCGGACGGUGGCAGAGGGUACAGUUCCCACUGCAGAGACACCGACGCGGACGGUCGUGGAGGUAGCCGCGCCAACUGCAUCGCCCACACGGACAGCCGCCGAGGCGGUUCCCCCGACCGACACGCCUACGCGAACGGUUGUGGAGGCGGCCCCCACCGUGGAAACACCCACGCAGACGCGGACUGCCACGGCACGCAGUGCUCGAACGAGGGCGAGGGCUGCCCCAGAGAUCGCUCCGCCGCCAAUGCGGAGGCGGCCAGCGGAGGUGCCCACCGCUGAACCGGCGCAACCGGCGCUGGAGGAAGUCCCCGUGUCAGCAAUACCCUCGCCCACAUCGCCGGCGGAGGAUUCGGACCAGGAGGAAGCGGUCCCCAUGCAUGUGCCUUCCGCGGCGGCGUCGGCGGCGUCAGCUCCAAGAGCUACGGCUGCUGGAGAUGCAGCUGAGGAGCCGCCGGUUCCCCUGAAUGCAGUGAGUCAGCCUCGCUCGCCGACAGCGCCUGAAAUGGAGGUGCCGACGGACGUGCCUUCGCCGACUUCUCCAGCAGACCUUGACCACCAAGAAGUCCCAACGAUGCCGACCGCAGAGCCAACGUUGCUCCCCUACGAGGAGUCGGCUGUCGCGCCCACUUCGCCGGCCUCGCCCUUGGCAGAGGAUCAGGCGUUGGAGGGACCGCCCGGGCAGGAUCUCCGGCCAUGGAAGCGCCGCAAGCAGCGCCAGGAGGUAGCUGGGCCAAGCACACCCACUCGCCGGCGAUGGAGUGCGCCUCCGGUGCCUGGCACGCCCACGGAGGAAGGAGUCGAGCGCACCCCCACCGAGGAUGUCUUGCUGCUGCCACCCCAGGGAAGAGUCGGCUCUGCCGCACGGGCCAGCCCGACCGAAGCCGGGGAGUCCUCGACCUACCUGGCCCAGGAGGCCGAGGAGCCCUUGCCGGCCACGCCGACAUACACCGCCGACUCGCCCGAGUUUCAGGAGGAGAACGAGCCGGAGACGCCCACACUCGAGCCCGACGACGAAGAGCUCUAUGAGUGGGAGGAGGAGCUUGCCAAGUCAGGCGGUGCACUUCCGGGCAUCAUUGUUGACGUCAACGUGGUCAGGGGGGGCGAGCCUGAGCACUUGGAUGCUGCGCAGCUGGCGCAGCUGUCGCCCGUGGAGCUGGCUCGGCGCCUUGCAGCGCCCGGAGCCUUGCUUGCCGCGCGAGCGCAGGGCCUCAUGACGAUGGCACGGACACCAGCAGUGGUGCGGCUCCCUGGCAUGGAGCCGCCAACGCCGAGCUACGACCCCGACGAGGAAGACGAAGACUUCCAGCUGCUUCACGAGGAGCCGUCCGAGGACGUCUACGUGCCUGCGGCAGCUGGAAGUGCGGCUGCGGCUGAGAUCAACGCCGGCAGACGGAGACCCCAGCAGGAAGAGCUGCCUCCUUGGAAGCGGCGCCAGAGAAGGCGGCAGGAGUGA
This is a messenger RNA of Symbiodinium natans, 7413 nucleotides long. The record is from the annotation of a GenBank genome assembly. NCBI's taxonomy places the organism in Eukaryota, Dinophyceae, Suessiales, Symbiodiniaceae.